UAAAGAGAGAAAGGGGAAAGAAAAUUAAAAAAAAAAAACCCAAACCAAACCAAACGUUUAGAUUCAUUUCUCGGGAGAGAGAACCAUUCGCGCUUUUCCUCUUUUCUUCCUCUUUUUUUUUUUUUUUCUCUCUAACAGCGACGAUCGAUUGAAUUAAAUAAAAAAAGAAAAUUUAUAUUUGCGGUCAGAUCUGCGGUUUCAAUUUCGAUUUAAUCAGGGCUGCUUCAUUUUGAACCCAGGCAACGAUGAAGAAGGCCUUUGGUCAAACUGUUAGAGACCUUAAGAGAGAGGUUAAUAAGAAAGUUCUUAAAGUUCCGGGAAUAGAGCAGAAGGUUCUUGAUGCCACUAGCAAUGAGCCCUGGGGUCCUCAUGGAUCACUUCUGUCAGAUAUUGCAAUGGCUACAAGAAACUAUCAUGAGUACCAGAUGAUUAUGGCAGUACUCUGGAAACGUAUUAAUGACACUGGAAAGAACUGGCGUCAUGUCUACAAGGUCCAGGCUUUGACUGUUUUGGACUACCUUGUCGCCCAUGGAUCAGAGCGUGUCAUAGAUGACAUAAGAGAGCAUGCGUAUCAAAUAUCAAAUUUGUCCAAUUUUCAGUAUAUUGAUUCCAGUGGAAGGGACCAAGGUAGCAAUGUCCGAAAAAAAUCUCAAAGCCUUGUGGCCCUUGUAAAUGAUAAAGAAAGAAUAAUUGAAGUAAGACAAAAGGCUGUGGCUAACAGGGACAAGUUUCAAAACACAUCAGCGGCUGGAAUGUAUAGGCCAGGUUCAGGGGGAUAUGGCGACAGAUAUGAUUAUGAUCGAUAUGGAAGCAAGGAAGAGUAUCAGAAUGGUUAUGGAAGAGACAGGGAAUAUGGCUAUAGAGAUGAUGAUCAGUAUGGAAGAUAUGGGGAUUCAAACAGUGGAGAUGGAGAUCGUUAUGGUAGAGGAGAUUAUGAAGAUCGCUACAGCAGAGAUGGCUACAGGGAUGAUGACUACAGAGGUAGAAGUAGAAGUGUUGAUGAUGAUCAAUAUGGCACAAAUAGGAGCUCUGAUAGAGACUGUGCUUUUGAUGAUGAUGGUGCUUCAUCUCGGGGUAGUGGUGCUAGAGCUGAUGAUCAUUCUCAGGAUGGAAGGAAGCAUGAGCGGAAGUUUUCUGAACAAAAUAUUGGUGCUCCUCCCAGUUAUGAAGAAGCAGUAAGUGAAUCUCGGAGUCCUGUCCAUAGUGAAAGGGAUGGAGAAAUUUCAGUUGCAGCUGCUCCCAGGGUUUCUUCUCCUUCUGCUGGCAAUAAUCCUAACCAAGCAGCUUCUGAUUUUGGUAAUUCAGCAUCUCCUCCAAAUCAAAAAGUGGAGGCUUUUGAUGAAUUUGAUCCACGGGGUUCAGUUUCAGCUGCCUCUACUGUUGCUCCUGCUGCUACACCCACCGCUGCUACUGCUGUUCCCAUUGCUUCAACCAGUGCUGAAAUAGACUUACUUGGUACUCUGUCAGAUUCAUUGGCCGUUGUGCCAACUAUACCUACAAUCCCUGCUGGUGAUGCCGAUGCCCAUGCUAAAUCUGUUGCUAUACCCACCUUUGCUGCUAAUCAAUCGGCACCUGACUUUGGAAAUCAGGGUUUUGAUGAUCCAUUUGGUGAUGGUCCUUUUAAAGCUUUCCCUUCAACUGAUGCUGGCCCAUCACAGCUACACAUUUCAACUUCGAUGCCUACCUUCCAGCCUACAUUAAAUCAAAAUGCUGAAGUUCCUCAGCCACCUUCUGCAAAAUCCGAGACAGUCACAGACUUCAACUUUGGGGACUCAUUCUCUGCCAAUCCUUACUCUGGGCUCAGUGUCUCCAGUGUUCAGCCUCCAUCAGCAAACUCUCAGUUUUUGCCUCAGGAGCUGUCAACUCCAAAUCAGGAAACUGAUAUAUUGGCGGAUAUCCUUCCACCUUCUGGACCUGCAGAUGAUGUAGCUUCUUUUGCAGCCUUUUCAUCACAAACCAGCCAAUCUGCAACACCAGUAGCUACUUAUGGCCAAUCAGCACAGCCAGGUAUCUAUGGUCAACAGGCACAGCCAGGUGCUAAUAUGUACAGCCAACCCACACAGCCAAGUGCUAAUCCAUAUGGCCAACCUGCACAGCCAAGUACUAAUCCAUAUGGCCAACCCGGGCUGCCAAGUUCUAAUGCAUAUGGCCAAUCCGCACAGCCAAGUGUUAAUCCUUACGGCCCCCCGGCACAGCUAAGUGCUAAUCCAUAUGGCCAGCCUGCACAGGCACCUGCUAAUCCAUAUGACCAACCUGCACAGCCAAAUGCUAAUCCAUACAGCCAACCCAUGCAGCAAAAUGCUAGUCCUUAUGGCCAACAUGUGCAGCCAAAUGCUAAUCCAUAUGCCCAACCCACGCAACCAAGUUCGAAUAAUACAUAUGAUAAUUUUUACCCACAGACUGUGUCUAUGACUCCUCAAAUUCCAGGAUCUGCUGCACAGAGCAGCAAUGGGAGCAUCAUCUCUCAGAUAGGUUCUAAUGCUCCUGUCAGUUCACACAUGGCUGCUCAACCUCAAAAUCCUGCUGGACCAGCUGUCGAGUUUAACACUGGAAACGUCCUUCCACAGCAGGGUUCUGUUGUACCUGUUGCUUUGCAGAGUGCUCAUCAAUCCACAAAGGCACCAGGUUCCCAAAAUAACAAUGAUGCCCUAGGUGGCUUAUUUUCACCACCAGGAUCAACCACUUCGAUGGUACUACAGACUGCUCCUCCCUCGUCAACAGGAGCACUUGCUAUAGUUCCACUACCAUCAAAGGAUAAAUUUGAGCCAAAGUCAGCAGUUUGGGCUGAUACAUUGAGCAGAGGACUCGUCAAUUUGAAUAUAUCUGGACCUAAAAUAAACCCAUUGGCUGAUAUUGGAGUCGACUUUGAUGCUAUUAAUCGGAAGGAAAAAAGGAUGGAAAAGCCUGCCCAGACCGCAGUAACAUCUACUAUCACCAUGGGUAAAGCUAUGGGAUCUGGGUCUGGGAUUGGUCGUGCUGGUGCUAGUGUUCUUAGACCUCCAGCAAAUCCUAUGAUGGGUUCUGGCAUGGGCAUGGGCAUGGGAAUGGGAAUGGGUGUUGGUCCUGUGGGGGGCAUGGGCAUGGGAGGCUAUGGUGGUAUGAAUCAACAACCUAUAGGCAUGGGAAUGGGGAUGGGGAUGAAUAACAUGAGCAUGAAUCCGGGCAUGGCGAUGAAUAUGGGAAUGGGGCAAGGAGCCCAGAUGCAACCGCAAACUGGAAUGCCUGGCAGUUAUAACCCUAUGAUGGGAUCGGGUGGCUAUUCUCAACAGCCAUAUGGUGGCGGUCAUCGAUGAGAAUGAGUUGCCUCCCCAGACAGGAUACAUGCUUUUGAUACAGAGUAAUAGAGAUUGGAAUAGCAAACCCAGGCAUUGCUGUUGAAUUCCUGAGUCAAAGCUGUAAUUUUGUGGUCACAAAUUCUUUUGGGCACUGGCCUGAUAUGAUUCACUGUUUGGGCCACAAGAGUCUUUUGGUUCGUUGGCUGGUUUGAGCUGUUGUGAAUUUGUGUAGCAACGAGGGACAACCUUUCUCAAUUGGCCUUUUUGAUUUGUUUUGUUUUUUCCUCAUUCUUCCAUAUAAUAUAUAUUUUUACCUGUUGAGUAUUUGUAGUAAGAUUGGCUACGAGAUGGAACAAUAAAUCUAAUCAUUCAUUUUUUCCAUCA
Molecule: messenger RNA, 3659 nt
Organism: Durio zibethinus
Lineage: Eukaryota; Viridiplantae; Streptophyta; Magnoliopsida; Malvales; Malvaceae
Source: RefSeq, a predicted model, not a curated record